Molecule: messenger RNA, 3400 nt
Organism: Acanthoscelides obtectus
Lineage: Eukaryota; Metazoa; Arthropoda; Insecta; Coleoptera; Chrysomelidae
Source: the annotation of a GenBank genome assembly
CAUCUUUGACAUGCAACAGAUGACGGACUUUGCAAGGUCAGAGGAAGUAUGCCGUUAAGCAAGGCCAAUUUAUCUGGGACACCUUCAUUUUAAUAGUGAAAAGAGCACCUGAGACAUGAAUUGAACCGCCAACCUACAUUUCAUUCAAUUUAUUUCCAGACCCAGUGCAUAACAUUACUUCAAUUUUGAGGGCAGCAACGUCUCAGGAGCCUCCAAAAUGUCUCGUCUGUUUGGUAUGUACGGUAGAGUGUGCGCUUCUCGCCCCUGGGAGGUUAUUGUAGCGGUCAUAACGUUAACGGCAUGCUUUUUAACCAUGGAGAAAUCUCAGAAACCUGUUCCGAUUACCACGACUUCGACAUGCCUUGGAUGCAAAGAAGACCACUUUCAUGCUGCCGAUGUUGUUGUGAUGACCAUAAUCCGAUGCCUAGCUAUACUUUACAGCUACCACCAGUUUAGAAACCUUCAGAAUCUAGGCUCGAAAUACAUCCUCGGAAUAGCCGGUUUGUUUGUUGUGUUCUCUAGCUUUGUUUUCACUUCUGCGGUGCUCAAUAUCUUGCAGAUAGAACUAGUGGAUCUCAAAGACGCAUUAUUCUUCUUCCUGUUGCUAAUAGAUUUAUCUAAAGCUGCCAAAUUAGCUCAGUUCGCUCUAAUAUCGUCGAGUGAGGAUGAGAUUGCAUCAUGUAUCGCAAAAGGGGUAUCUAUUUUAGGUCCCACCAUCACCUUAGAUACUGUUGUGGAAACACUUGUGAUAGGUGUGGGGACGUUAUCUGGAGUUCAUAGACUUGAGAUCUUAUCAUAUUUUGCUUGUUUGUCUGUGAUAGUAAAUUAUAUAAUUUUUAUGACAUUUUACCCUGCGUGCUUGUCGUUAAUGAUGGAGCUAGGCAAGGUAUCAAAUUUCUAUGGAGAGGAAAAAGCUGGUGUCACUAAAAUGUUAUUGGAAGAAACCGAAAAAUCUAACCCAGCAGUCCAGAGAGUGAAACUGAUAAUGUCGAUAGGGCUUAUGGCAGUUCAUAUUCACAGCAGAUGGUCUGUUACGAGCGGUAACCCUCAAGACGGCUUAAACAAAAAUCAAACGGAAACAGUAGAUUGCAGGGAGGAUACUUCAUUUUAUGGAUAUCUUAUGAAACAGUUCGCCUUAAGUGCAGAUCACAUAGUCAUCCUUAUCCUGUUGAUAACGCUUAUGAUCAAGUUUAUAUUCUUUGAAAGCAAAGAUCCUUUAAGAGAACACAUCGAGCCGGAAACUAUAAGGGACAUAAAAAGGGGCAUACAAAGGCAAAAACGUACAAUUUCAUCCAGUGUAGAAGUCCAGACAGAUGUAGAGUACAACCGUUUUAUUGAGGCAGAAUACUCGGACGAACAGGUUAGUGAUGCACCAAGGAGUCUACCGGAUUGUUUGAAGAUAUACAGAGCAGAUGAAACGUCAGAAUUAACAGAUGAUGAAAUCAUUAUGCUCAUCGACACCAAACAUAUACCUGCAUAUAACUUGGAAAAGGCAGUGAAAAACCCCGAGAGAGGUGUGAAAAUAAGAAGAAAGAUUUUGGAAAAUAAUCUUAAGAAGAGAGAAUCUCUGAUUAAUCUACCGUAUAGAAAUUAUGAUUAUAGCAAAGUAUUAGGAGCAUGUUGUGAAAAUGUUAUAGGGUAUAUUCCAGUUCCUAUUGGAGUCGCUGGACCACUGCUGGUAGAUGAUAAAAAGUACUAUAUUCCUAUGGCAACAACUGAAGGAUGUCUCAUAGCUAGUACAAAUAGAGGUUGUCGUGCAAUUGAGAAGAGUGGUGUUAAAAGUAGGCUCAUCUCGGAUGGAAUGACAAGAGCGCCCGUGGUUAGAUUUCCUUCAAUUGUAAAAGCCAGUGAUGCAGUUACGUGGAUCAAAGAUACUGACAAUUUUGCUGCUCUGAAACUGUCGUUUGAUUCCACCAGUAGGUUUGCUAAGCUGCAGAAGAUCACCACACACAUUGCUGGAAGAUAUCUGUUCAUAAGGUAUAGAGUUCAGUUUUAUAAUUUCGAAUCUAGUUUUGCAACAAGCGCUUUAAAUAAUAUUGACAGAUGAAGGUACUGAUUAAUAUGUACGUCUAGGUUCGUAGCAGAAACAGGAGACGCAAUGGGCAUGAACAUGAUAUCGAAAGGAACCGAAUGUUGCUUGCACGCUCUCCAACGGCAUUUUCCAGAAAUGGAAAUCCUCAGUUUGAGUGGCAACGUUUGUACUGACAAAAAACCAUCCGCCAUAAAUUGGUUGCAGAAUAGAGGCAAAAGUGUAGUUUGCGAAUGUAUUAUAAGCUCGGAAGUGGUUGCAUCGGUGCUUAAAACGACCACUAAAGCCCUGAUUGAUCUCAAUAUUUCUAAGAAUAUGGUUGGGUCUGCAAUAGCUGGAAGCAUAGGUGGUUUCAAUGCACACGCGGCGAAUAUAGUGACGGCCAUCUUCAUCGCCACAGGUCAAGACGCAGCCCAAAACAUAUCAAGUAGCAAUUGUAUGACUAUCAUGGAACCAUGGGGUCAAAAUGGGGAAGAUCUGUACGUCUCAUGCACUAUGCCGUCUAUAGAAAUUGGAACGAUUGGUGGAGGCACGAUCCUGCCGGCGCAGUCCGCCUGCCUGGACAUGCUAGGCGUCCGAGGCCCCCACGAAGACAUUCCCGGUGCGAACGCCAAGCAGUUGGCGCGUAUCGUAUGCGCGUCAGUGGUCGCGGGAGAAAUUUCUUUAAUGGCGGCGUUGGCCAGCGGCCAUCUGGUCAAGAGCCAUCUCAAAUACAACAGAUCGUACUCGGGCAAAAGCGCGUUGGGUCUCGGCCUGAGUUGCGGUAGCGUCGGCAGCUGUGACAGGUAACUGUCGGCCGGCGACAGCGGAGGCACGUACAGGAUUCAUCGAUAAAAUUCAGUUAGGUGGUGUAGCAUGCUGUCAAGGUAAAUGUCAACGAUCCGCAGUCGUAAAACAUGGCCAAAAGCGGGAAGAUUUGCCUAACUUUCAACAAAAAACUUCAUAUGGGUUCGAGGAAUGCGCUCGAAUUCGAGUUUUACGUUUUUCAGGCUGCUGAUACCGAAUUUGACAUCGUUUUUGCGUAAAGUUUGAUAUCAGUUUAAAACAAUGGCGGAUUCAAUAUUGCGGACAUGUUUGCAUGGAUCAGUUUAAAAUGCCGGAUGCAGUAUGUACGUUUUUGCUGUCGCCGAUAACGAAUUUUAUACAGAUUAUAUAUAUACGUAUAUAUAUAUAGUUAGGUGAAAAAUUAAAGCUUCCGCCUUUUGUUGGGUACUUCGACAAAAUUUAAGCAAAGAGGACUCUUUAUACUUUUUUUUAAUUCUCUCUAGCUUUCAAUGGACUUUGCCAUCAUCAUCAGGAGAGUAGUAUGUGAGGAUGUUGCUAAUUGUUGUUUUCGUAUAGGAUGAGGGAAACGUCCAGUAACAUGGUGAG